This is a messenger RNA of Suhomyces tanzawaensis NRRL Y-17324, 3022 nucleotides long. RefSeq lists its product as uncharacterized. Gene Ontology annotation, molecular function: transmembrane transporter activity. Lineage: Eukaryota; Fungi; Ascomycota; Pichiomycetes; Serinales; Debaryomycetaceae. The transcript is spliced from 2 exons. Bases 1 to 2853 code for a protein of 950 amino acids. Gene Ontology annotation, cellular component: membrane. The record is from RefSeq and is a predicted model, not a curated record. Gene Ontology annotation, biological process: transmembrane transport.
AUGUCUGGCGAGUUCAUACUAGGCCCCGACGCCUACAAGGCAGGAAGGAAGUCGCUCAAGUCCUUAGUGUCCCACAGUAGAGAUCAGAAUGGCCCAGACGCCCAUGAGCCUGUUUUCGUCAUCAUCAAUACCAAAAUCCAGCUUGCCAAAGCCAAGGACUAUACUCCGAGAAUCAUACCAAUAACGCACAAGCUCAGCAAGCUAGAAACCAAGUCGGUUCUUUUGGUGACCAAGGAUCCCUCGACACCCUACCGUGACGCCUUGCAGAAGAAAGAGUCCCCCACCGAAGAUGUGUUCAACCAAAUCUACACGCUAGCCAAGCUCAAGUCAUUGUCGAGAGACCCCAAGAAGUUGUAUAAGCUCUUCAAGGAGUUUGACAUCGUGGUAUCCGACCAUAGAGUGCACAAGUUCUUGCCCAACAUCCUUGGCUCCACAUUCUACGUCAAGAACAAGAAGGUUCCGUUCAUGAUCCAAAUGGCUAAACCCGAUCCAGACGCCAAGUUGACCGUGGGCAAGAAAUCCACCAAGUUGAAGGACGACAGGUGUGAGCCCAAAUAUGUCAGGGCCCAAAUGAAAGCAAUUGUGGGAAACACGUACUUCAUACCUCCAGUUAAUGGUAACUGUUUGUCCAUCAAGGUGGGAUACACCUCCUUUUCCGACAAGGAACUAAUCCAAAAUAUCGACGAUGUUUUGCAAUACUUGGUGCAGGAGAAGUUCCAGCCUGUUGGGGGGUUGUUGAGGAGCACUAGUAACAUUGGAGGUGUGUACGUCAAAACUGGUGAUAGUAUCAGUUUGCCUGUGCUUGUGGCAGAGAAAAAGGAGGAGGAAGAGGAGGCAGACAGUGAUUUUGACUUCUAUCACAUUAUGGAAGGGGCUUCCCAGAACCCCGUAGGCAGCUCGAAUGCCGCCGAAGGUGCUGAUAACACUGCCUCCCACCAAAUUGGCCAGUCAUUCAACCAUUUGGCUGCUCCAGUAGGAGAUUUUAUCCACUCAUUUCUCCAUGAUUUGGAGGAAGACGAAAUAGAACAGGUGGAACACUUCGAGUACAAGCAGGAUUUGGAGCGGAAAUUGACAGUGACGUCUGUCAUUGGCUUGGGGGUGACGCUCAUGGGCGUUCCCUUUGGUAUCUCCUCGACAUUGUGGAUCUCGUUGGUGGAUGGCGCAAACGUCACUAUCUUGUACGGAUGGCUCGUGGUGGCAUUCUUCUCCUUCUGUGUGGUGUUGAGUUUGAGUGAAAUUAUCUCGAAAUAUCCCACUGCUGGCGGUGUCUAUCAUUUCAGUGCCAUCCUCAGCAACGACAAGUACUCGUUGAUCAGCUCAUGGUUCACUGGUUGGUUCUUGUUGAUCGGAAACUGGACCUAUGCAGUCAGUAUAAUGUUUUCCGGGUCCCAGUUCAUCUUGUCGGUGUUUGGACUCAAGAACGCUUACCACAAGCAGGACGUGCUCGAGGUGUUGGGCAUUUAUUUUAUCCUAUUGACUAUCUGCGGAUUUAUCAAUUUCAAGUUCUCCAAAUACCUAGAAAGAAUCAACAAGAUUUGCAUUUUAUGGUCGAUCUACACCGUCUUGGCCAUAGACUUUUUGCUUAUCUUCUUUGCCAAAAAAACUAAUUCAAUCAAAGACAUCCUCACCACAUUCGAUAAUACCAGAUCAGGAUGGCCCGACGCUUUGGCCUUCAUGGUUGGCCUUCAGAGUUCUUCCUUUACCUUGACUGGAUAUGGAAUGUUGUUUUCCAUGACUGACGAAGUUAAGAAUCCCGAAAGAAAUAUGCCCAAGGGUGCAAUUAGUGCUAUUCUGUUAUCCACGGUUAUGGGAAUCAUUUUCAUUCUUCCUCUUCUCACCAUACUUCCCGAGCUCACUUUGUUGCUAGAUAGCAAUACUGAGAUUAUGCCCAUUGACUUGGUGUUUAAAUUGUCUACCGAGUCUUACAUUCUUUCGUUCUUGUUGGUUCUUCUUUUGAUUGGAACCGUUUUCUUUCAGUCCAUUGGCUCGUUGACCACAGCUUCAAGAACAACCUACGCAUUUGCUCGUGAUGGGGGACUUCCAUUCAAGGAGUACUGGGUUGCAGUUGACUCUAUCGAUGACUCCACUGUCCCCAAAAAUGCCUUAUUUUUGUCAAUGUUAUUUUGUGGGGUUUUGGCCUUGAUGUCAUUGGUUUCGGCCUCUGCGUUCAAUUCAUUCAUGGGUGCUUCCGUGGUAUGCUUGGCGUUAGCCAAUGGUAUUCCCAUUUUGUGUUUGAUGUUGGACAAGCGUCGGAAAAUAAAGGGUGCUCCAUUUCGGUUGAGGAAAUUGGGGUGGGUCAUCAAUAGCUUGUCGUUGGGUUGGGUGCUAUUUCUGUUUGUGAUAUUGUGUCUUCCUCCAGUAAUCAAGAAUUUAACCUGGUUCUCCAUGAAUUAUGCAUUAUUGGUUAUCUGCGCAUUUGCCGGAUUCGCUGGCUUAGGCUACAAGAGUUGGGGCAUAGGAAGCUUCCAUGGUCCUCAGAUAGACACAGACUACUUUGAAUUGAACAAUAUUGCUGGCCGUCAAACCAUCAAUGACGCAUUUGUGAUCGGAGUCGAUGAUAUGGACGUGGAUGAAGAAUCUGACCAUUCUACAAAGGAUCCAAUAGUCCCACCGAGCGAGGGCCAGUCGCUGCGACUCAGAACAGUUUCGUUUUCCGAAACCGAGUUGUCCACGGCCAGUGUGAGUGAGAGUGAAAAUGAGGUGCUAUUCGAGGCUGGCCACGAUAGCGGGCAAGAGGUGGAGCACGAGAAAGUGCCAGGAAGCCGAAUCAGUUCGGAGUCAGCCCAGGGAAGCACGGUUGAUCACAGAGAGCCCGUUAACCUGAAGGGGUACCAGCGACUCGGAUCCGAGUAGUAAUGAAAUCAUGACCACUAUACUACCAGAAGCAUUCAUUCUCACAAGCAUUCCACAACACAUGUACCUUUAUAGAUAGAAUAAAUAUUCACCUUUACUAACCAUGAAAUGAUCCAUGUGGUUGCUGUGCAGUUUUGGGCAAGGGAAAAUGCCAGCCAAAGAAAAUAAU